Messenger RNA from Eruca vesicaria subsp. sativa (arugula), 327 nucleotides. NCBI's taxonomy places the organism in Eukaryota, Viridiplantae, Streptophyta, Magnoliopsida, Brassicales, Brassicaceae. The record is from the annotation of a GenBank genome assembly.
AUGUCGAGGCCGGUGAUGAUCGUCUUUCUUCUGGUUUUACUGAUAAUCACCUCUCAAUUUGAGUGGAGGCAACCGCUUCUUGAGCUUGAUGCAGCUCCUAGCCUGUCUCGGAAACAUCAGCAAGUUGCAAAGAGGGAAGAAGCUGUCAAAGAGAAGAUCAUCUUGUCACAAGAGAGACAUAUCCAGAGGCUAAGUGACCUUGUACGAAGUCUUCAAAUGCAGUUACUACGAUGCCGAGGAGAGAACGAGACACGAAACGCCACUGAAACGUUCCAUCUCAAUAAACAGUUUAUUGAGCUCGAGAGGAAACACAUUUUGGAAGACUAA